Molecule: messenger RNA, 864 nt
Organism: Closterium sp. Yama58-4
Lineage: Eukaryota; Viridiplantae; Streptophyta; Zygnematophyceae; Desmidiales; Closteriaceae
Source: the annotation of a GenBank genome assembly
AUGCGACCCAGGAAUCCGAUUGCCUUUCCACGAGGCCGACUUUUCGGUUAUGCGGGCAGCGAAACAAGCGGCGCGAGCAGCGGCUUCAAAACGCACAGCGAGAGCCCGUCCCUGCGAGUGUCGGUCAUAGAGCACCUGGGGCAGCAUGUGGGGUUGCACACGUGGCCAUCAGCAGUGGUGUUGGCAGAAUACCUCUGGCAGCAGCGGGAGGUGAUUAAGGGGAAGCGCGUUAUCGAGCUAGGGGCGGGAACAGGCCUAUGUGGGAUUCUCUGUGCCAAGCUCGGCGCGCAAGUCACCCUCACAGACGCCCACUCGCAGGCCCAGGUUCUCUACAGCCUGCACCAAGCAGCAGAGCUGAACGGCCUUUCCUGUACCGGAGGAGUAAAAGACUGUCAGGCACCAAAAAGAGAACCGGGGGGCUCUGGGGAAUCUGGGGAAUGUGGAAAAGCUGUGAAGUGUGAAGAUUUAUCCUCGCCGCCUAGUGGGGGGGUGAGCGUGGUGCCACUCACUUGGGGCGACGUGUCUCAGCAGGUCUUUCAGCUGCCCCCUUCUGACGUCAUCAUAGGAGCAGACGUGCUGUAUGAUGCUUCAGCCUUUGACCCGCUCCUCUCCACGGUGCAUCUUCUCCUCGGGUUGAAACGAGGCUCAGUCUUCAUAACAGCCUAUCAAGCACGCAGCACACAUGCCUCUCUGCACCUCCUCAUGCAGUCAUGGGGGCUCAUAUGCGUCCACAUGGUAUCAGCAGACGAUUUCAUGCCGGCCAAUAAGAUUGCGACACUUGGCGGGAGCGAGAUCUACGUUGCUGUGAUUGCGUCAGUGGCAGAUUCGUUAUUACCAUCAAACAUGGUUGCACUGUACAGUUGA